UCUCUCUCUCCCACAGAUCAGGACAGAGAGACAGAGAGACGCAGCUCUCCUCACUGCUCUCUCUCUCCUUCAUCCCUCCAUCUUCUUCUUCCUCCUCCUCUUCCUCCUCCUCUUCCUCUCCUCCGUCCACAACCUAAACUCUCUCUCUGCUUCUUCUGUGUCUUCUACUCUUUCUGUCUCCUCCAUCCUCCUCACACUCACACGCACACACACACACACACACACACACACACACACACAGGUCUAACUCUUGGCCUUCAUCAUCAUCAUCAUCAUCAUCCUCAGAGGAAGACGGACAGGGAGCCCCCUGACCCCUCGCCCCGCUGGGUCGCCAUGGCAACGGUCAUCUGCACUCGUUUCACCGAAGAGUAUCAGCUGUAUGAAGAGCUGGGCAAGGGAGCGUUUUCAGUGGUGCGACGCUGUGUGAAGGUGCUGUCAGGCCAGGAGUACGCUGCCAAGAUCAUCAACACCAAGAAACUCUCUGCCAGAGAUCAUCAGAAGUUGGACCGCGAAGCUCGAAUCUGUCGUUUACUGAAGCACCCCAACAUCGUUCGGCUCCAUGACAGCAUCUCAGAGGAGGCGCACCAUUACCUCAUCUUCGACCUUGUCACAGGUGGAGAAUUAUUUGAAGACAUUGUAGCCAGAGAAUAUUACAGUGAAGCUGACGCCAGCCACUGUAUCCAGCAGAUUCUGGAGGCGGUGCUACACUGUCACCAGAUGGGUGUGGUCCAUCGAGACCUGAAGCCGGAGAACCUGCUGCUGGCCUCAAAGUCUAAAGGGGCGGCGGUCAAACUGGCCGACUUCGGACUCGCCAUCGAGGUGGAGGGAGACCAGCAGGCCUGGUUCGGCUUUGCGGGGACUCCAGGGUAUCUCUCUCCAGAGGUUCUGAGGAAGGAUCCAUACGGGAAAGCAGUGGACCUCUGGGCCUGUGGUGUGAUUCUUUAUAUCUUACUGGUCGGUUAUCCUCCAUUCUGGGAUGAAGAUCAACAUCGUCUCUACCAGCAGAUCAAAGCCGGAGCUUAUGAUUUUCCCUCUCCUGAAUGGGACACAGUGACUCCUGAAGCCAAAGAUCUGAUCAAUAAGAUGUUAACGAUCAAUCCAUCCAAACGGAUCACAGCAGCCGAAGCUCUCAAACACCCCUGGAUCUCACACCGGUCCACCGUGGCGUCCUGUAUGCACAGACAGGAAACAGUCGAGUGUCUGAAGAAGUUCAACGCCAGGAGGAAACUCAAGGGAGCCAUCCUAACGACCAUGUUGGCCACCAGGAAUUUCUCCGGAGGAAAGAGUGGGAGCAACAAGAAGGCCGACGGAGUGAAGGAAUCAUCUGAGAGCACAAACACCACCAUAGAGGAUGAAGAUACCAGAGUGAGGAAACAGGACAUCAUUAAAGUUACUGAGCAGCUCAUCGAGGCGAUCAGCAACGGAGACUUUGAGAGCUACACUAAGAUGUGUGACCCGGCUGUGACGGCGUUCGAGCCCGAGGCGUUGGGAAAUCUGGUCGAAGGUCUCGACUUCCACCGCUUUUAUUUUGAAAACUUGUGGUCUAAGAACAGUAAACCGGUCCACACCACCAUCUUGAACCCGCACAUCCACCUGGUCGGGGAGGAAGCCGCGUGCAUCGCUUACAUCAGAGUGACGCAGUACAUCGACGCCAACGGGACGCCACGCACCGCCCAAUCAGAGGAGACCAGGGUGUGGCACCGCCGCGACGGGAAGUGGCAGAUCGUCCAUUUCCACCGCUCAGGCUCCGCCUCCACACUCAACAAUUAACUUCCAGAGUGGGCGGGUCUUUGAAGGGGCCACCGUUGCCAUGACAACUGAUUGAUUGACAGCAGGCCAGGCGUCUGACACCAACCAUUCAGGAUUUAGUUUGAGAAAAACAAGAUGGAGGAUGAGGAGGGCGGGGCCAGAAAGCAGUGAACUGCACAACCAAUCAAACCAAUCGACCAAUCAGCUUCCUCUGAACUUCAGCCACGCCCCCUCGUGAUUAACCAAUCAGCUUCCUCUGGACUUCAGCCACGCCCCCUCGUGAUUAACCAAUCAGCUGCAGCACAGAUUGUGAAAACCUCUUAUCUUCUUCAGGAUGAUUCAAAUACAUUUAAUUAAUUAGUUAUUAAUUUGAGCCUCGGUUUAAAACAACAUUUGUUAAUUAAGUUAAUUUAUAUGAAACAUUUUCAGAUUUUAAUUCGAUUCAAUAAUCAGAUAUUUAACAAAUGAUUGGAAACAUUAAUGAUAGAAUGUAUUAAUGAGAUUUUAAUAGUUUUUAUGGUUAAAAUAAUGUUACAGUUGUUUUUAAAGAAUCAGGGUGUCAAUUAACAGAUUAAUUGAUUGUAAUCUAUUAAGUGUUUUUAAAAGGAAAUUAAUCUGUGAAAAUAUAAUCAACAAUCUAUUAAUGAAUUUAUUAAUAUCCCAUUCAACAAUGUAAGUUAUCAUAACUUAAUAACACCUUUUAAUUAAACACUUGUUGAUGUUUAGUAAACUAACUGAGUUUGUCUAAUUAUAAAAGUCUGAUCACUUAAAAAGAUCAAUUAAGAUUAUUACCUUCAUUAUUUUAACGCCUUUAAUUCAUCUGAAUUCACACAAUAAAUUUAAUUUCAUCUUCAAUCAAUGAGCAAACUCAUCAUCGCCGUUACGUGGUGAAAGUUACAGCCACAUUUGGGAUUAAUCAAUGAAUAAUUAAUGAGAUUAAUUGAAGACGAAGUUCAUAGAGGAAGUUUGUGGAUCAGUGAGCAGAUUUAUUCUCCGUAAUUUAUUUAAUUAAUUAAUUAAAUAUAAAUAUAAUUAAUAUUUCCCUGGAGAAUAACACCAUCAAGUGACGAUAACUAAAACAAAUACAAUUAUUUACGGAGGCCAGGAGUCGCCAUGGUUGCCAAUUAUUAUUAGAUUAGACUUUAUAAUAUUUUACUAAUUCAGUAAUAUUUUUAUUAUUUUUACGCCAACAAAUAAAAAACAUUAUUUUAAAAAAACAUUAUAAAAAAACACCAAAUCAUACAAAUAACUGCUGAAUAUGUGAAAGAAUUUAUAUAUUUAUUGAUUUAAAUAUAUUUAAUCUUAAACAGUUAAAUACUCUUUACAGGCCGACUUUAUUAUAAUAAAUAAAGUUUGUGCUCAUUGUGUGUUUUACAUUUUCAAUCAAUUAAUAAAUGACUUUUGAUUUUAAAGCUGCUGUAACAACAAUAUAAAACAGAGUAAAUGUAAUAAUAAUAAUUCAUAUUUAAUAAUUAAUAUUUAAUAAAAGCAGUUCAGGAAAUGCUGAAAACACCACGAUGAGUUUUGGAUGUUGGACGCUCAUCUCUCUGCUUCCAUCGGGCUCGGAGAGCGCCACACGCUUCCACCGCUCUCCGUCCUGCGAUCUUCCAUGAACAGCCACACCUCCACCCGACCCCCGACCCUUGACCCCGACCCCACCGACCCUCCCGCCAGGUGUCCUAACGAGGAGGGCCUUAACGAGCUGUCUGCCUGCGCUGCACUCCAGCUUCAUCAGAGGAAGAAACUUUAGUUCGCUACGGUUUUAGAUUUGGAGGCAGCGGGUCUCCGGUGAGAGGAAGUGACAAAACAGGAAGAGGAAGAAAAGAAGGAAAAUGAUUCUCCAAAAUAAAAUGAAAUCUAAUUACAGUUAAUUAAAGUUUCUAAAUUCAACAAAACAUUAAAAAUAAUUUAAUUAAUUCAUAUUUAAUUAAAGGUACAGCUGCUGCUGGACGCUGUCUCUUUAAGAGAGUCUGGUUUCCAUAUUUCUGAUUAUUGAUCUCUGGAGACAAACAAUGAAUCAAUAUCACCCAUCAUCUUUCGUCAACAGCCGAAAAACAACUCAUCUGUACGGAGUCCCAGAAGUGACAAAAAUAACUCAUACGUUUACAUGAAUAUAUAAAUUAGUGAUCAUUUUAUUUUUAAAAAAUGAUUUUUUUGUUUUUUUUUGUUAAAAGUGGGAAUAAAAUUUAAUUAAAUAAUUAAUUACAAAAACAGUAACAAUAUGUUUUAGAUUUAAGUUUUAUUAACAAUGACUAUUAACUAAAAGUAAGUAAAGUUUAUUUAUAUUUCACUUCUAAAAACAUACAGAUAAAGUUAUUCACACACAUAAAGUAAAAACAAGAAAAGACGAAUAAAUUAACAAUGAGUAAAAAUCAGCCUUUAAACUCAAAUAUGCAUUAAAAAUAUAAAACAAAAGUCUCAUUUAUGUGAUGGUGUUUAGUUUUGCCCUCAUGUACGUUAUGGAAAAACUUAAAAGGACUAAAGAUUUAUAUUUGGGAACAUUUCAGACAUCAGAGAAGCUGUUUUUGUCUCUUCUGAGCCUCCGUACAACCCGUUGUGUUGGCGGUGUGAAACCUCAUAUCUCCGUUUACAUCCGUUAAUUAGGAGCCUUAAUGAAUUAAUAUCCUGACUCUAAGUUUGAGGGACAGCUCGUGUUUCUUCCUCUUCAGUGAUGGCGUUUACUUUCUGUACAGACGAUGUGAUUUUCUGCAUGCAGGACUUUUGUGUUUCGUGUUUUGGCGUUCGCGGCUGCCAUGUUGUUUUCCAGACUUGACUCGGACUUGUUAGCUUUGUUAGCAUUCCUCACUGGGAGCGAUGGUGUCUGCUAGCCACGAGCUAACAAAACGCCGGCGGUGCCGUCUUUGAUAUUCUGCGACCUUUGACCCGUUGUGUUCGUCUCAGAAGCUUUCAGCAGCUUUUUACCGUCGGGAGAAUGUAGAACUUUGUACAAUCAGAUUCUUACUAUGAUGAUAUUAUUAUUCUCGAUAUAUCGCGUUUGUAUAUUUAAAGCUUUGUAAUGUUUGACUCGGACAUCCAGUGCUCGCGUUGUGUCUCUGUGGAGAACACAUUGUGUAUUCUUAGCUUUAUUAUUUAUGUUAGUAUAAUAUGGAUUAUAGCGUGUUCGCCACAACGCCGCUGCCUUUUAUUUGACAUCUCGGUGCCAUUUGGCGUCCCGGCUCAGGAAAUACUGAGGAGGCUGAACGUCGGGUCAAAGGUCAACCCCGACUGUUUCCAAAUGACCUUUGACCUAAGAGACGAGGGCUGGGCUACACUGGUUGACGGAGCCUGGUGCUAAAUUGACCGUUCUUAAGCCCCGCCCCUUUUGGAACCCCAUGCUACAUGCUAAGCUAACCUAUGUUGAAAAGACAACCACAUAAAGUCACACCUUAAGUGAGCUAAUGUUAGCAAAACACUAGCUAGUUAGCUCGUGUUUUGCUAACAUUAGCUCACUUGAGAUGUAACCAUCUUCAAAAUGUGGUUGUCUUUUAUACAUAGGUUAGCUUAGCAUGUAGCAUAUGUAAGUACAGGAAAGGAGGAAGUUGACCAAAGCUUACUCAACUGUGAUUGGAGCACAGAGGGAAAGGGGGCGGGGCUUAAUGGUCUGCUGUUUAGUGUUAUACCGUCUUAAAGCUCCACCCACUGCCGAAACCUGACUGCACACAGGAAGUGAUGUCAUUAGUGGUAUUUGUAAAGAUUCUCUGAAGAUCAGUAAAAACUGACUAAAGCUCAAAGUUUAUUAAUUUAUGAGUUUAAUAAAGGCUAAUAAUUCCUUUUAGAUGUUUCAGUUAAAUGUUUAUAACACUGUUAACGGAUUAAAAUCAGUCCCUCCAGGAACACUGAGCCAAACGUCACCAAACUACUGGAGAUUUCAUUCUUACUGGAACAAUUGCUUCAGUUCUUAAUGAAUUAUACAAAAAAGUCACAACUUUAUUUUCACUUUUUCACAAUUUCAUUGAAGAAAUGUAAAAAUGUAGAAAAUGUAGAAGUGCGGCUGUGAAAUGAGGAAUUUUAGGCUUCAACAAUCCCCAAAAAGCAGAGAAAUCCUGGAGGGAAGUUAAUAAAAGAAUAAAACACAUUAUUAAAGUUCAGACAGGUGAUUUAUUAUUUAGAAAUUAAACUUUUCUGUGAAUGUUGAAGUGUAGUUUAUUGAUAAAACCAGCCCACAUUGAAGUGUUUGUUCCCUGAGGUCAGCCUCUCGGUGUAGACACUGUCGGGACUCCGUAUGGCGCCUGCAGAGUGAAUGGCUGUUUUCUACAGUAGAACUAGUCUGUGUUUUCUAAACCUCCACUUUGACCUUUUAAGACACUUGAAAGUUUUCUUUAUUCGUGGUGGAAAUGUUUGAGCACCGGGGACGCUCAGACGCUCCCUGCUAAUAUCUGAGAUGUCAUUUUUUAGAACCGUUUUGGUGUUUUAUGCUUGAAACUGAAGAAUUCAUCUUAAAGCAGAUUUCACUUGUUAUGAACAGAUGUUUUUCCUGUUUUUACCAGAUGUUCAGUGGCUGCUCCGUAUUUAUCCUCAUGAAUCCAAAGCAGAAAACUUCCAACCUUCAAAUAAUUGUAUGUGAACGACUUUUUGCUCUCGAUAUUCGCUCAGACAGACGAUUUGAAUGUUUGACCUCCUGGUUGGAGGUUCGUUCGCCUCUGGAAGCUUUUCUUAUCCACCAGACAGGAAACAGCGGGAGGAGGUCGCUGCUCACUGUUAGCAUUGUUAGCAAUCCCUAGCCGUUCCUUUAGCCACAACUUAACAGGUUUUCAACAAGCUAACAGCAUGCAGUAGUUAUAGUACAGAAUGCUAACGAUGCUAACUGCUGGUGCGAAAAUAAGUCACAAUAAAUUAUCUUAAUUAAUUCAAUCGUUGUUAAAUCUGAAUUUAGGACAAAAAACUGAAGCUUCUGUUGAUUAAAACAUAAAAUCAAAUUUAUUAAAUUAAUUUAUUAAUUAAUUACCAAAUUAAGAAAUGCAUAGCAGCAGCAUGCUAACGUUAGCUCGAAAGCCACCAACCAAACUGUUUUUAGUAUUUAAGAAAAACAAGAUUUUACAUUUUAUUUCUUCAUUUAACUGUUUUUAAAAUAGUUUAAUAUUAUCAGAGUUUACCUUAAACAUGCACAAUAUGUCUAAUUAUAGAAUAUAAAACCUCUUUAUGUCGUUAGCUGACAGGAACUCGACCAAACUUUGACUUUAACUUGAAGAAAACAUUUCAAAUUGAAUUAGUUUAUUUAACUGUUAUAUAUAUAUAUAUAUAUAUAUAUAUAUAUAUAUAUUUGAUCUUCCUACAGUUCUUUUAUUAAACUUUGAACAUUUGUCAUUAAAUUAAAGAUUCUCCGGGUUUAUUGAUCAUUUGGAUUUUACUUAUAAACGGAAAUGAAAAAGAAAUAAUAAAUAAAUAAAAGUCCUCGCUGUUUCCUGUCUGCCUUCGUCUCGCUCUGCAAAAUCAAUAAUCAAUAAUCAAUAAUCAGCUCCUUCAUAUCCACUCAGCUUUUUCUACUACGAUGGAUAUUGUACUGUACGGUAUUAACUCCGAUGCUGCAUGCUCAGUGUGUAACAGUGUGUGUGUAACAGUGUGUGUGUGCGAGAGAGUGUGUGUGUUUUUAAUCUUUUUAUUCUUCUUCUGCAUCGUGUUCAAAGUGUUUCUGUAAAUAAACUGAAGUGGUCAAAC
Molecule: messenger RNA, 7404 nt
Organism: Dicentrarchus labrax (European seabass)
Lineage: Eukaryota; Metazoa; Chordata; Actinopteri; Moronidae
Gene: camk2a
Product: calcium/calmodulin-dependent protein kinase II alpha
Exons: 18
Coding region: 334-1770 (478 amino acids)
Biological process (GO): protein phosphorylation
Cellular component (GO): neuron projection; cytoplasm
Molecular function (GO): calmodulin binding; ATP binding; calcium/calmodulin-dependent protein kinase activity
Source: RefSeq, a predicted model, not a curated record